CUCCCCCUCUACUAGUCAAACGUCAAACAACGUUUUCGCGUGCGGUCGUUUGUUUGGUGUAGUCUGUUUGCAACGUUUCGUAAGAUUUUACAGCAAACGUCAACUAAAGUGAUAUAAGAUUGCGAGCGUGUGUUCAGUGAUAUUUAAGGUCAUUAAAUAAUACAUGAAAAUGUCUUUCAACACCGACAUAUCGACUACAUUGGAGAACAGCAGAAAUACUCUAAGGAAAAUUGCCAGAAAUGACAACACUGAGUUUUCAAAACAGAGUGUCUUAAAUGACAUGGAAAAGUUUGUAAAAAUGGUCACCACCAUGGACGAGACUGUGUUAGUGCCCAGUCGCUUGAUGAAUUUGCCACAAGAGGGAGAUGAUGACCCAUUCAACCUAUAUUCUAUGUUGAAUGAUUUGAAGACUGAAUUACUCUGGGCUGGUGAAGAAACGACCGAACGUGGCCGUCGUAUAUCAGACUUCAGUGACACUGAGAGUGAUGCAUCUAGUGCCGCUGGGGAUUCUGGUAUUGACGGUGAAGAUGAAAGGGAGUCCGCUGCUCGGGCCGCCGCUGCCUGUCGCCGUCAUCUCAGGGGACUGCGUCGCUGUCUCCGCCAUUUAACGGCCGCAGCUGUACAUCUGACGAGGUCGUAUCAGGAAGAAGUCGGUGCCCCCGUUUGAAAUGUGUAAACCUGUGAUUAAUGCUUAUCCCUCGCGUGUGUACAUAUAGCAUAAGUGGCCCGAGUUGUAAAUAUAGGUUAUAGGACCGGGCAUGUAUGGGAAACUCAGUAAGUUAUGUGGUUAUUUAAAUAAAUUCAAAUUUAAUUA
Molecule: messenger RNA, 814 nt
Organism: Danaus plexippus (monarch butterfly)
Lineage: Eukaryota; Metazoa; Arthropoda; Insecta; Lepidoptera; Nymphalidae
Product: mid1-interacting protein 1A
Exons: 2
Coding region: 164-667 (167 amino acids)
Biological process (GO): regulation of lipid biosynthetic process
Cellular component (GO): cytosol
Source: RefSeq, a predicted model, not a curated record